ACACACACACACACACACACACACACACACACACACACACACACACACACACACACACCACUAUACACCAUUCACAUUUGUGUCUACUUUGAGUGUUAUGAACUAUGGUCAGGUUUUUAUGUGACAAAAAUCCUUGCAUGACCCACACUGGGAGACAAAGACACUUUCCAAUACCUAACAACAUUGGACAACAAUGGAAAGAAGUCCAGAACGUUUUCAAUGACACUGUCUGAUAUUUUGCAUUUUAUAAAUGUGCUAGAAUGUUGCCAUCAAACCAAACCAGAAAUGUCCACUUGAGUCAGUUUUAGGGAAAAACUGACUCUCUAAUUAGUAUGGUGUUGAAACGCAAUUUGCUGCUGUCUUCAUCUGUCCACACCCAGUAACACUGGGCUGAUUAGGAUGUUAUUAAUGUCCUACUGGUUGGUCAAAACAAGCCCCACUAAAGGCUUUAGGCUAUAUGAAACAAUAGAAAAUGUGCGCACACAUUUGUGUAUUCACAAUUCUUGGGGCGCAUUCAUGGGCGUGCAGCUGUGAUUAGUGCAUGUCAGUGGCACUAUGAGUAUUGUAAUGGAUGAGGCAGGCAUGAGGUCCCCAGUGAGAGACUCAUGGUGUAUAAAACCAGCUUGUUCUGGGACGCAAACAGCUACUCCGAACACUUGGAUGUACAUCUACCACAGCACCUGGCACUGGACUGGGAGGAAGAUUUUUGCCUUCAGUUCUGCGUUGUGUCGCAAAGUUGUGGGUUUGAUUCUCUACUGGUCUUGAUGUAAUGACAAGAGUUGCUACUUUUGAUCAGAAGUGGAAGAACGGACUGAAGUGAACAGAAAUAUUAAAGACAAAACGGCAAAUUCAUUCAUAUUAUUUACCUUGUAAAUGUACAAAAUGAUGGAUGGUCCUCAUAUGCCUCAGACCUGUGAAGUAUCUCUGCCCUGCUGUACAGAUGGGGGGUCCCUGUCGAGCGUUAAGGCCCCCCAAGUCAGUGGGGUCAGAGUUCAGCUGGAGAUGCAUGCACUUUGGCAGCAGUUUGACCAGCUGGGCACAGAGAUGAUUGUUACCAAAGCUGGAAGGAGGAUGUUUCCAACAUUCCAGGUUCAAAUCUCCGGGAUGGAUCCUACUGCUGAAUAUGUCCUGCUCAUGGACUUUAUCCCUGUUGACAAUAAAAGAUACAGAUAUGCGUUCCACAGCUCAUCCUGGUUGGUGGCAGGGCGAGCGGAUGUUGUAGCCCCAAGCAGGAUGCAUUUCCACCCAGACUCACCUGCCCAUGGAGCCCAGUGGAUGAAGCAGACCGUAUCCUUCGACACUCUCAAGCUCACCAACAACCUGCUGGAUGACAAUGGACAUAUGAUAUUGAACUCCAUGCAUCGCUAUCAGCCACGCUUCCAUGUGGUGUAUGUAGAUCCAGCUCCCAACAGUCACUUAAACGCAUACAGGAACUUCUGCUCUUUUUCCUUCCCUGAGACACGCUUCAUGGCCGUCACUGCCUAUCAGAACCACCGGAUCACCCAGCUAAAAAUUGCUAGCAACCCAUUCGCCAAAGGCUUCAGGACUACAGACCCCCAGGACAGAGUGGGUUAUUCGGGACCUCUGGCAGUGUGGUGUCCACCAGAGGGCAGAGCUGAACCCCUCACCAACAAACUUGGAGAGCAGGGAAGCUGGGGCUCAAAGACUUCAAACAGACAGGAGGACCCAGCCCCACUGUUGGUGGAGCAGUGUGGACUGUUCCACCACUGUAAAGACUCUGUGGGACUCUGUGGGAGCAAAGAUGGGGAUAGUGUAUUAGCACCUGCUUCCUUCAUUCCUAUUCCAUCCUACUGGGAUUGUCCAGGAUCAUCUCAAGAGAGAGACAGUCUGUCAUAAAGAGAAGCAAACUGACUGAACUUGAAUUCAAUUUGAUCUACUGCUUGCUUCCUCAUUUUAAAGCAUUCAUAAUUUGUUUAUAGUUUGUGGUCUCACUCACAAAAUUAAUUUAUAGGGAUGCUAUGCAUUAUGCAAGUGUUUCAUCAAAAUCCAAGCGUCUAUGGCAAUAUGAUAGAUGUACAGCAAUGAUGCAAUGUGCUAUAAAUAAUAUAUAGCAUACAGUAAGGGCACUUCAUAGCAAAGUACUAUAGAUUACAGCAAUGAUACAGUGGUGCUCCUACAAACUCACAGGUGAGAAAAACAAACAGUCAAUUUGGUUAUUAACUAUAGU
This is a messenger RNA of Perca fluviatilis (European perch), 2188 nucleotides long. RefSeq names its product T-box transcription factor TBX1-A. Lineage: Eukaryota; Metazoa; Chordata; Actinopteri; Perciformes; Percidae. The transcript has 8 exons. Gene Ontology annotation, molecular function: RNA polymerase II cis-regulatory region sequence-specific DNA binding; DNA-binding transcription factor activity, RNA polymerase II-specific. Bases 874 to 1857 code for a protein of 327 amino acids. Gene Ontology annotation, biological process: regulation of transcription by RNA polymerase II; positive regulation of DNA-templated transcription; cell fate specification. The record is from RefSeq and is a predicted model, not a curated record. Gene Ontology annotation, cellular component: nucleus.